AUGGCGGUGGAGAAGGGAUUGGACGAGUAUAACAGGCCAAAGUUGAAGAUCGUUUACGUGGAUCCCACUGGCGGGGAUGAGACAUGGGUUACAGGGUUACAGUACAAGUUUCUUGACUCGGAGACAGAUGCGGUGGAGAAGGAGGAGGGCUUGUGUUUGGAUCGCCCUAGGCUUAUCUUCGUAAUUCAGGAUAAGGAUUUUUGGCCGGGAACUGAUUCCGAUCCUGAAGCAAUAGAAAGGCGUCUCGUUAAAGAGGAGAAGAAGAGCAUAUGUUCUCUGCCACCGCCCCGAAGAAGGUUAAAAGGCGCUGUCUUCGAAGUUGUGAACCUCCCUUGGACGAAAAGGAAUUGGAACAAGUUGCUCGUGGAAAAUCUGGAAUUGUCUUGUUCGCUCAUUUCUCCUCCGGUGGAUUCCUCUUGCUCUGUUUUUCAGAUUGCUCCCAAGAAGAAGAUGAAGAUCUCUCAACUACAGAAGGUAAUCAGGAGUUCAGACAGAGAUGCGCCAAAGAUGAAGCAAUUUUACCUAGGAGUAGGAGGAGGAGAAAUAGGUCAGAAGAAGGUCAGAAGUUUGAUACGUUCUUUCUAUCCCUUUGACGAUGCAGAACCUGUUUAUGAUUAUUCCAGUGGAGAAGAAGUUGUUUAUGAGGAAUACGCUCGCGAGGAUUCGCUUUACUGGUUGUCGGAGUGCAAGCGGUUGACGUUGUUGGAGGACGAAAAUUUUGAACAGUUUGUCCGUAGCGCAAUGGUGGUGGAGAAGGAAUUGGAUGAGUAUAACAGGCCAAAGCUGAAGAUCAUUUACGUGGAUCCCAUCGGCGGGGAUGAGAGAUGGGUUACAUUGUUACAGUACAGGUUUCUCAACACGGAGAUAGAUGCGGUGGAGAAGGAGGAGGGCUUGUGUUUGGAUCGCCCUAGGUUUAUCUUUGUAAUUCAGGAUAAGGAUUUUUGGCCGGGAACUGAUUCCUAUCCUGAAGCAAUAGAAAGGCGUCUUGUUAAAGAGGAGAAGAAGGUAAUCACCUAUGAUGGAGAUCUCAACUCUGAAUUGCCUGGCUAUUCAUUCCUUGUGGACAACCAUCCGUGGUUGAAGGCCGAAAAGCAUAUGUUCUCUGCCGCCGCCCCGAAGAAGAAGCAACUGAAGAAGGUUAAAAGGUGCUUUCUUCGAAGUUGUGAACCUCCCUUGGACGAAAAGGAAUUGGAACAAGUUGCUCUUGUGGAAAAUCUCGAAUCGUCUUGCUUAGUGCUUAGUCCUUCGUCCUCCGGUGGAUUCCGUUUUCCAUAUCAGCAAUCAUCUCUCGAUUGGUUCCAUCUUGACUAUAGAAUGAAUUGCUUAUCGGUUUAUGUAUUAUGUAUUCGACAUGCUGCUAUGUGGAACACAGAAAAUCGCUCGUUUGAUGGGCCACAGUAG
Messenger RNA from Rhododendron vialii, 1401 nucleotides. RefSeq lists its product as uncharacterized. Lineage: Eukaryota; Viridiplantae; Streptophyta; Magnoliopsida; Ericales; Ericaceae. The transcript is spliced from 5 exons. The record is from RefSeq and is a predicted model, not a curated record. Bases 1 to 1401 code for a protein of 466 amino acids.